Molecule: messenger RNA, 791 nt
Organism: Rhizophagus irregularis DAOM 181602=DAOM 197198
Lineage: Eukaryota; Fungi; Glomeromycota; Glomeromycetes; Glomerales; Glomeraceae
Source: RefSeq, a predicted model, not a curated record
AAUCAAAAAUGUCAUUUCGACUAAAUAUGGUACAACCAAUUUUAACCUUGAUCUAUAAUCCAGCAUGUAAUAAAUGUAAUAAAGCACUAUCAAUUCUUCAUAAAACAUUAGAACAACAACCGGGUAUAUUUAAUUUGGACUUAUUGGAUUACCAAAAAACUCCGCUUACUCGAGACCAAUUACGAAAUAUCGUUCAAUACCUUAAUAUUGAAAAUGAUUUAAGCAAGAUUUUACGAAAUGAAGAUGGAACGGUGAAAGAAGGAGAUGCAACAACUAAAAUAGAACAACCUAAAUCCAUUCAAGAGUUAACUAAUAUCAUUAAAGAACAACCUAUUAGAUUGCAAAGACCUAUUUUAGUUGAUUGGGACAAAGGUAAAGCUAUCAUUGCUCGCCCUGCUGAGAAAGUUGAUGGAUUUUUAAAAGAGUUGGGAUAUACAAAGGAAUGAAUAUAAGAAGGAAAAGAGAUUUUAUGAAAUUAUUAUAGAAAAGUAUAGUUUGUUGAAGUUGAUAUUGUUGAUCGGCGCUUUAUUUCAGCCAUAUUUUUUUUUUUUCGUAUAAAAUCUCAUUUUAAUGAGUUACAAAUUUAAAGUUCAUAUCGGAUCAUCUUCCGCGAAACUUAGUACGACUCUUAAAAUAACACGUAAUUACUUUUGGUUAAUUUAAUUUUUGAGCUAAACUAAAUGGGAAAAGUAUAACCGUAAUUAAAAUAUAUUAUCGUAAAAUAGUUAUAUAUGAUCUUUUUGAAAAUCAAGAUGUAUAACGUCAAUAUGAGAUAAAUGUUUUUUUUUUAA